Messenger RNA from Chanos chanos (milkfish), 735 nucleotides. RefSeq lists its product as uncharacterized. Lineage: Eukaryota; Metazoa; Chordata; Actinopteri; Gonorynchiformes; Chanidae. Bases 1 to 735 code for a protein of 244 amino acids. The transcript has 4 exons. The record is from RefSeq and is a predicted model, not a curated record.
AUGACCGUCACCAUUUUGGAAACACUGCUUAACAUUGCCAAACUACACAGCGACCAAACACCAGACUCUCUCAGCCAAACCACACCGGGAUCAAACAUGCUGUUCCAGCUCCAGCGUCUGAUUCUGCCCUGGUCUGUUCUGAUUCUGCCCUGGUCUGUUCUGGUUCUGCCCUGGUCUUUCCUCCUGCUCUCACAAGAUGGAGAGUGUGCUGCCGAUUGCAAUUUCAGCAUUAAGCCCAUCAAUCCUACGGUUCCGCUGGGUUCUGCCAUCAACAUCACCUGCUCCACAGACUGUCCGGGUGCCACAGUAAAAUUUGGGCCAAGAACAGAAAAUACUGACGCUACAAUAACGGAAGGAGAACAAGAGAAAACAAUGCAGUUCAAAUCCGUCGUGUGCGAGGAUGAUGGAAUACACACCUGCACACUCCAACCCAUAAAUGGAACGAAGGAAAAGAUAGAGACACAACUUACUGUCGCCUCUGUCUCCUGUGGCUAUGAAUUUACAGGCACAACUCCAGUCACCACACAACUCAGCCCACAGGAACCACACAGCACACAGGAACCACACAGCACACAGGAACCACACAGCUCUGGGACGCCUGUAUGGAUUAUGCCCCUGUGUCUUGUCCUGGGAUGUUCAGCCAUCGUCGUGUUUGGCGCCUACUUAUUUAUGAAAAAGAAGAAACAGGCAAACAGUGCCUCAGCAAGUGAUCCAUCCUCACUCCCCCUACCAUAA